AUGCUGCCCGAGGAGCGCAAGGAGGGCUCGCCCCGCUUCGGGAAGCUGCACUUCCCCGUGGGGCUCUGGAUCAACUCCCCCAAGAAGCGCCUGGCCAAGAUGAGCCGCCGCUGGCCCAGCGCCGGCUCCGUCCGCUCCACCUCCUCGGACACGCCCAGCCGCGCCAGCGACCCCGCGGACCCCCGCCCCUCCUGCUCCUCCUCGGCGCCCCCUGCCAAGGCGAAGCCCCCCCGCCACAAGCGCCUGUCCCACCUCUUCCACCGCACCAGUACCACCAGUAACACCAGUAACACCACCAGUAACACCAGUGCCACGCGCUGGGCCAGCGAGAAGAAGCUGGCCGAGCUGCGCGACCCCGGCCCGGCGGCGGCGGGCGCGGGGGGCUCGGGCAGCCCCCCGAGCAUCCUCAAGAUCUUCGGCGGGGCCAUCUCGCGCGGCGCCAACUACAAGAGCGUGCUGGCCACGCCGCGCUGCAGCGCGCGGCAGCUCGUGCGCCAGGCGCUCGAGCGCUAUGGGCUCAAUCCGCAGGAUUUCGGGCAAUUCGCGCUCUGCGACGUCGUGGGCAGGCCCGCGGGGGGCGCGGGGGGCGCCUGGCAGGGCGAGCACUUCAGGGAGGUGGGCGAGUGGGAGCGGCCGCUGCUCCUGCAGGAGCUGUGGCGGCCCAAGGCCGGCUGGUCGCGGCGCUUCGAGAUCCGGCGGAGGCAGGAGCUGGAGAGGGCGGGGGGCGACGGGGACGGGGACAGCGGGGCUGGGAAAACUGGGGUUUGUGAAUCCUUCAGGCCCCACACCCCCCCCGCGACCCCCGGCGGCGCCCCCGGGCCCGGCGCGCCCAGCCUGGAGCUGCUGGCCGAGAGCCUGAUCCAGCCCCCGCAGGACCGGCCCUACUUCCUGCUGCUGCGGGGCUACGGCAAACAGGACUUCGUCCUUCACAUCAUGACCCGCCCCCAGCACAUCUUCGGCCGCCCCCCGGAGCCCAAACCCCCCUCGGGGGCCGGGGGCUGCGCGGAGCCCCCCGCCGCGGACAGCCCCGAGCCCCCUCCCCAAAAGGCGCCGGAGCCGGGGCCCCUCUGGGUGGUCGACACCUUCCUGAGCGCCCCCGACAUCCUGCCCCGCCACUGCCUGGUGCAGUGGGGAGGGGGCGACGCCGCCCCUGGGGAGGGGGCCGACCCCCCGCCGCCCCCCCCGGCCUGGGUGCGACCCUUCCGGGGCGCCCCCACCUCGCUGAACGGGACCCCCCUGCACCGCCGAGCCCCCCUGAGCCCCGGCGACCUGCUGGGGCUGGGCGAGCACGUGCUGCUGCUCUACAAGGACCCCCGGCUCGGGGAGGGGGCGCGCCCCGCCUGGCUGCCGCCCCCGCGGGGGGCUCUGGGGGUCCUGGGGUGCGCGGGGUGCGGGAGGAGCCCCCGGCAGCGGCGGGAGGAGCUGCGGGGGGCUCUGGAGACCCCCAGGGCCGAGCUGCGCUACCGGCCCCAGGAGGAGGGCGCGCUGCUCCGGGAGAUCCUGGGCCUGGAGCUGGGCAGGGGGCUCCGCGGGGGUCCUGGGGAGGGGGCUCCCGGCGGGGAGGGGGCUGCCGGCGGGGAGGAUCUGGGGGCGCUGGCCCCCGCCUUCCUGCUGGGGCUGUGCCUGGAGCACGCGGCCCGAGAGUUCCCCCAGGGACACCUGCCCGAGCUGCUGGGGACGGUGGCGGCCAUGCUGCGGGACACGGUCUGGGUGAGCCCGGGGACACUGGGGACACUGGGGGGAUUGGGGGGACACUGGGGACAUCGGGGGGAUUGGGGACACCCAGGGGGAUUGGGGACAUCCCCCUAAAACCCUCACGGGGACCCCCCCCCCGAGCUGGACCUGGCCGGGGUCACGUCGGACCUGCGGCCGCUGCUGCUGUGGCUGGCCAACGCCGUGGAGCUGCUCAACCUGGCCCAGGGCCACCUGCAGCGCCUGGAGGCCGAGCUCGACCUCGAAGGGCCGUGCCCCGAGCUGGAGCAGGACCUGGAGAGCUGCGACGAGGCCCUGGGGGUGCUGGACGAGGUGAUCAUGUCCACGUUCCAGCAGAGCGUCUACUACCUGACCAAGGUGGGCCAAA
Passer montanus (Eurasian tree sparrow) is the source of this 2080-nucleotide messenger RNA. It is a transcript of the gene RASIP1, whose product is annotated as Ras interacting protein 1. The transcript is spliced from 6 exons. Gene Ontology annotation, biological process: regulation of GTPase activity; signal transduction; negative regulation of Rho protein signal transduction. The record is from RefSeq and is a predicted model, not a curated record. Gene Ontology annotation, cellular component: cell-cell junction. Gene Ontology annotation, molecular function: GTPase binding. The annotation marks the transcript as partial. NCBI's taxonomy places the organism in Eukaryota, Metazoa, Chordata, Aves, Passeriformes, Passeridae.